AUGGGCGUGGAGAAGCUCAACAUCCCGGCCUUCAAUGCCGGCUCCGAAGGGGGUGCAGACGCUCAAAGUGUACGGCGGAAGAUGCCGACAAUCGCAGAACAACAAUUUGAUCAGUCAACAGGCAACGGCUUUGCGGCUAAGCUUGCAGCCGCUGGCACCAGGUCGCUAGCCAAGCCAAUGAAGACUGAGACGAACUUUUGGACUUCAAGCUUCAAGGAGCAUCUGAUCCACGAAGGACUCAAGGAUGUCCAGUAG
Messenger RNA from Exophiala xenobiotica, 255 nucleotides. RefSeq lists its product as uncharacterized. Bases 1 to 255 code for a protein of 84 amino acids. Lineage: Eukaryota; Fungi; Ascomycota; Eurotiomycetes; Chaetothyriales; Herpotrichiellaceae. The record is from RefSeq and is a predicted model, not a curated record. The transcript is spliced from 3 exons.